Xenia sp. Carnegie-2017 is the source of this 1110-nucleotide messenger RNA. RefSeq names its product synaptonemal complex protein 1-like. The record is from RefSeq and is a predicted model, not a curated record. Lineage: Eukaryota; Metazoa; Cnidaria; Anthozoa; Malacalcyonacea; Xeniidae. Gene Ontology annotation, cellular component: synaptonemal complex. Bases 1 to 1110 code for a protein of 369 amino acids. The transcript is spliced from 13 exons. Gene Ontology annotation, biological process: synaptonemal complex assembly.
AUGGAUCUAAAAGAUAAGACGAAGAAAUUAAUAGAUGCAAACUUUACCAUUGAAAGUCAGAGAAAAUCUAUUCUAGAGCUACAGUUUCAAAAUGAAAAACUUAGCACAAAAUUACAAGAGGAGAUUGCAGGACAAGUUGAGUUAGAGCACAAGGCAACAGCAACAAGAGAAUUGAGUAAAGUUCUUAAAGAUCAAGUGCUCAGAAUUGACGAGGCUGUGGUAGCAGGUGAACAAGAUCGCGAAGAACUACGUUAUUCGGAAAAGCAGCGAUUAGAGCAAUUCCAAGAAUUAGUUGUGAAAUUCCAGGAAUUGGAAAUACAACAUUCAACAAAAUACAACGAAAUGAAGGAUAAGUUACAAAAACAACAUGAGAAACACUCGGCUUAUAUGGUAGAGAUUGUACAAGAUAUUCAGGAUAAGGAGAAAGAGAUCAAAGUUUUGAGCGAGGAAAAAGCAGAAAAGGACUUAAAAAUAUCAGAAUUGGUGAAAGAUCUUGGUGAAAAUCGAGAACAUUUGGAAGCUACAAAGGGCGAAGAAGCGGCACUAAAAGAUAAGUUGAAGAAAUCAGACAGUAUCAUCACAUCACAAGACAUUAAUUUGAAAAGCGUCAACGAAAUGUUGACAUACGCUCAGAACGAGAACAAGAAUUUAAUGUCUGAUAUUUUAAAAAAAGAAGAAAUGUUCACGAAACUAGAAGAAGAAAACGUUAAGUUACAAAACGUUCUGCAUGAGGAGGAAACCAAGCACAAUCAAGCGUCUGAAGCAUCUCAAGAAAGAAUUGCGCAGCUCAUUUGUGAUAUCGAUGAGCAGAAAUCUCGGAUAAAGGAACAACAAGAGAAAUUAGAGUCGUUAACAGAUGAACUUAACCGUAGAAAAAAAGAUUCAGAUGGUUUCAAAGCUGAAGAAGACAGAUUAGUUAAAGAAAUUGAAGACAUCAAGGAAUCAAAUGCAAAGUUGACCCUUCAUCAAGAAGACCUGAUUAAAUGUGUUCGCGAACUGGAAGAUGAAAAGAAUUCUUUACAACAAAAGAACACGAACUUGAUAGAGAAAGACAAUGAAUUGAAGGUUACUCAUCUUUUUCAGAAUAAUUGGGUUUUUUGUACUCCAUAA